AUGUACCAGGAAAGCUUAGGUGGUGAACCAACAUGUAUUUUGGCGGCGAGCCGUGUAGCUGGUCGAGUGGCUGCAAAAGAAAUGAAAGAACUUGAUCAAAUACCUAUCUUCAGCUCGAGCACACAUUUCCGUCCGGACACUGCUGCUGGUCCACCAUUGCUGGAAAAGUACAACACUGCGCCAUCCAGAUCUUCGCCACCACCAGUAACUUAUGUUCGCGAGCACACCUAUCGAGUGACAAGUGCCUAG
Molecule: messenger RNA, 249 nt
Organism: Gongylonema pulchrum
Lineage: Eukaryota; Metazoa; Nematoda; Chromadorea; Rhabditida; Gongylonematidae
Source: the annotation of a GenBank genome assembly